Molecule: messenger RNA, 747 nt
Organism: Filobasidium floriforme
Lineage: Eukaryota; Fungi; Basidiomycota; Tremellomycetes; Filobasidiales; Filobasidiaceae
Product: putative ribosomal protein L6
Exons: 2
Coding region: 1-747 (248 amino acids)
Biological process (GO): translation
Cellular component (GO): mitochondrial large ribosomal subunit; ribosome
Molecular function (GO): rRNA binding; structural constituent of ribosome
Source: RefSeq, a predicted model, not a curated record
AUGUUACGAACGACGGCGAGCCGGUUGUCCGGCACCGCGACCUCGCGACGAUGCAUCUCCUCGACCUCGUACCGACAAUCUCACAUCGGUUCAGCACCGCUGACCAUCCCUUCCUCGGUCACCCUCGAGCUCCCCGCUCACUCUCUUCCUCUCUCUUCGACUUCGGCCAACUCUCCUUUGAGGUCGAUCGCCAUCACAGGACCGUUGGGACGACACGACCUCCCCAUCGCGCACCCCGUCGUGCUUCACCCGCCUACCCCGGAAAACCCUAAUCAGCUCAGCGUGACCGUCCAGAACCCGGACCUUAAAGCCCAAGCGGCACUUUGGGGUCUAACAAGAGCUCUUCUAGGGAACGCUGUUAUCGGAGUCUCAGAAGGGUACCGGGUCGUCCUCCGUCUAGUCGGUGUAGGGUACCGAGCCAACGUCGAAGAGAUCCCCCCGACCCUCCGAAGACUCUUGCUUCAACCUCGUUCUCCCACCCAUACCCCGCUCACGUCGGACGAAGCACCUACGGACCGUCUGAACCUGAAGCUCGGGUAUGCGCAUCCGAUCUAUGUGGAUAUCCCUAGGGGGAUCACGGUGUCCACCCCUCAGCCGACGAGGAUCGUGCUCCAGGGUACGGAUAAGCAGAAGUUGGGAUUGUUUGCCGCCAAGAUUAGGCGGUGGAGGAAACCGGAGCCGUACCGAGGCAAGGGUAUCUUCGUCGGGGACGAGACGAUCAAGCUCAAGGAUAUCAAGAAGAAGUAA